CUCAGAGAGUCUGCAAGAGGCCGACGGGCGGUUAGUUGGCAAAUGGCGCCAAGGCAUACGGAGUGAUGGUAUUAUGCCCUGCGCCAGCUAUAACUUGCUAAAGUGAAGUGAUUCUAUUACUGAUUCUGUGUACUAUGUUACCGGUGGAUUUACGGCAAAAUCAUGUGGGUGUUGGCACGAGAAUCGUCGGUGUCGUGCAAGGGUACCGACCUCAGGUGGACUGGGGAGGCGAUUCAGGAUCGGCCACCAUCGUCGUAGGCGGUCACAAUGUCCGUGUUGCUACUUCCGGUUGGCGGAGAAGGUGCCUUUACAUCCUACUGCUGGCACUCCUCGCCCUGUCCGUUGUUAACCUCUCAAUCACCCUGUGGAUUCUGAAGACUGUGUACUUUAAUGUGGAUGGCAUGGGACUCUUGCACGUCAAGAUAGGCGGACUGGAAAUGCAAGGAGUUUCAGAUAUCUCUCAAAAGAUGACGGUGGCGAGCAUCAUGAGCAGAAAAGGAGAAGAUAUUCCCAUCAAUGGGUAUUUUAACCUGACUAUUCACACGUCAGAGGAACAAGACAAUCUUGCAGAAACCGAAGAUGGAAAUUUCACUACCAGCGAUCAAUCACUAGACAACCUACCUGCAUACCUACACCUUAAUGUUGACAACAUACAUGCUGGAACAAAGAAGUUCGUCGUACGAGACCACCAUUCAGGCAAGGAGAUCUUCCGUACAGAUGGAAAGGGAACGUACGUUGGGGCCAAGAGGUUCACAGUUACUGGCAACGAAGGGGCAAAGUUUAUUGGAUCAAUGCAGACACCAAAUCUCUAUUCAAAAGGAGUCCAUGUAAUGAGGCUAGACAGUGAAACACGUGACAUAAAAUUUCGGUGUAAUGAAGAGCUGCGAAUGGAGGCCCGUCACGGAGACAUCAGCUCCAUUUCCACGGGCGACCUCACCCUCAGGUCCAAGGAAGGAGCCAUCAGAUUUGACAGCCGAGAAAUUGGCAUGAUCAAUCUACAUGUCGAGGGAGAAGAGGAGUUUCGAGCGAUGUUUGGCACAGAAGAGGAUGAAGAAAUUACACCUACACAGGUUCCACUAGACACUCAAAUCCCCAAGCCACCAACUAUGGGACCACUUCCCUUUAGGGCGACUGCAGCCACGACGACGACACCUAUGCCCACGCCGGCAGAAGAUGAUGGAAGUCCUGCCCCAGAGGAGGUGAAAGUGUAUGAGGUAUGUGUAUGCCCAAGUGGAAAACUGUUCGCAGUUGAGGCUGCUCAUGCCUGCGUCCCAGAUGAUGUUGUAUGCCGGUAGAGCCGUGUAAAUCUCUUCACGGAUGAAAGACCCUGGAAACUUCAAAAUUGGAAAGAAGAGCUGAAUUCAAAUUGUUUUAUUCAAGAAGAGAUCACUCUCUCUCGCAUUUUAUCUUGGUAGAGAACACAAACACACAUACAUACAUGAACGCGCAUGCAUACAUAAUAAAUAUAUAUAUAUAUAUACAUAUAUUAAAACAAGAAUAUCUCUUACAAUCCGCGUGAGAUAAUACUCAUUCUUUUUGCACGUAACUGGCAACAAGACUAUCCUUUCCCAUUAUUUUGUUCUCUUUAAAAUUAUUUCCCAUUAUUUCUCUUCUUUGAAAUGAAAGACGAGAAAUGAAUGUAAAUGGCCUAUGUGCAGAUUUUAGCUUUAGUUAAGUGCAUUCCUAUGCUUUUAAAAGGGAAAGACACUUUAUAUAGUGGCUUGCUAACAAAAUUUAUACUAUUCUUCUAUGUAGGGCAAAAAUAAAACAGAAUAAAUUCU
Messenger RNA from Macrobrachium nipponense, 1781 nucleotides. Its product is annotated as zeta-sarcoglycan-like. The record is from RefSeq and is a predicted model, not a curated record. Gene Ontology annotation, cellular component: sarcoglycan complex; membrane. The transcript has 9 exons. The coding region runs from base 135 to 1295 and encodes 386 amino acids. Lineage: Eukaryota; Metazoa; Arthropoda; Malacostraca; Decapoda; Palaemonidae.